Linum tenue is the source of this 3991-nucleotide messenger RNA. NCBI's taxonomy places the organism in Eukaryota, Viridiplantae, Streptophyta, Magnoliopsida, Malpighiales, Linaceae. The record is from the annotation of a GenBank genome assembly.
CCCAGGCAAUGGAAACGACUCUGAAACAAAUAAAUUCCAAAAGAAAUAUUUUGUCUCGCAUACCAGUUUCUAGGAUCCUAUAUAGAUAUUUGCCGCCUCUAUCCAAGACGCCCAUCCACAUUGCUCACCUGUCUUUCUUCUCCUCCUUCCUUUUGGCUUGUGUUACCUCAUUUCUAGCUUCUCUUCUCUCCCCACCUUUGAAAGUUCGGAACAAUGGCGUCAAAUUGAAAUCCCAAACCCAAGUCUGAAAUUCUCAAACCCGUACAAAAAAAAUGGCAUCUUUACAGCAACUGCUCGCCGAAGAAGGAUUCAAGCGCAGCAGCAGCAGCAGGAAGCAAAAACAGGGGAGCUUCAGAAAGACGGUCGAUGACCCUGUCUUCAACUUCAAGUCUCCAAUCUACAUUUGCCAUGUCGAGAAAUCCGUCAAACCCAAAAGAACCAGCGAAAAUAUCUCGUCAAGAACGAGAAAGGCAAGCAUUGACAGCACCGGCGGUGGAGAGCCGGCGAUGGAUCAAAUCGCCGUCAAGGCAAUCGUCUCUAUACUCAGCGGCUACAUUGGAAGGUACACCAAGGACGCGGCUUUCCGGCAAAGAGUCCGGGAGAAAUGCAAUUCCUGCCUCGUCGGAAAAUCCAAUGACCCGAUCCUGACGAACAUGGAGCUCGCCGUCCAAAACGUCGACGAAUUGGUCCAGAACAGAGCAAUGGUAAAGAAGAAGGAACUGCUAAGCAAUUCCAUCCAGCUCCUGACGAUCGUCUCCUCGUUGAACUCCGAAAAACUCAGGAAACAAUCGACGGCUGGGAUCCCGAACUCGCAUCUCUCUUCCUGCGCCCAAUUGUACCUCUCCAUUGUUUACAAGCUUGAGAAGAACGACAGGAUGUCUGCAAUUCACUUGCUUCAGUCAUUCUGCGACGCUCCUCUGCUUGCCAGGACCCAUUUGCUUCCCGAUCUCUGGGAUCAUUUCUUUCUCCCCCAUCUCCUCCAUUUGAGAGUGUGGUAUCACGAGGAGCUCCAAUCAGUCUCCAGUUCACAGAGCUCUGAGAAAUGUCUGAAAUCGUUGUGUAGAGUUUAUAACCAUUCUAUGGAUUUCGGGACGCGUCAGUUUGCUCUGUAUUAUAAAGAUUGGCUCAAAAUUGGGGUGAAGUCGCCUUCGGUUCCUGAUGUUCCUCUGCCGGCAUCGAAACCCAGAAGGCGAAGUUCCAUGGAUUCUUCCGAUUCUCAGCUCUCUAUCAAUCGUAGCUUAUUUGAGUACGUAUUUGGCCGAACGCCUCCCCACCAAUUGAAGGGCGAGGAGAAGGAAGUAUCGCCGGCUGCUGACAGUGACGAGGACGGCAAGUUCAUUGUGAGCAAGACAAAAUCGGGCUCGGGAUUAAGAACUACCCAAGAUUACAGUAGCUCGAUGAUUGCGUUGUCAGCGAGUGAUGGCCUGCAAAAACUAGAAUCCUCGAAGUUCUUCUCCUGCAGAAGCAUGAUAGCAGAGUGUGUGGUGGCGGCGGCGGAUGCAAAUUUAGCUCUGAAGAACAAUCUUUCUUCCCGCAGAAAUUCUCUAGACGAUUCGCAUCUCCGUUCAAGCCCACUGAGAAGACCGAUCGUUGAAAUAUGCACAUCCGACGUACUGAGCGAUUGCGAGGCGGCAAUCCACGAAAUCGCAAGGACGUGGUUGAAUUCCGGCGGCGACCCAGUAAUCGUCGACGCUCUGUCCAAGCAACCAGUGAUCGAAUCGAUGAUCGAGAUCCUCUACGCAUCGCAAGACGACGAAGUUCUCGAGCUGGUCAUCUCCCUGCUAGCCGAGCUAGCCUCCAGAAAGGAUCGAAACAGGGUGACGAUUCUGAACUACGACCCGCAGCUCGAGAUCUUCAUCAAGCUGCUGAAAAGCAGCAGUCUUUUUCUCAAGGCGGCGACUCUGCUGUACCAGCUGAAACCCCUGGCGAAGCAAAUGAUUUCCACGGAAUGGGUUGCUCUGGCGCUCAGAGUUUUGGAGUUCGGCGAUCAAUUGCAGGUGCUUUUCACCGUCUUGUGUUAUCCACACGAGGCGGCGCUGUACUUCUUGGAACAGCUGAUGAGGGGCUUCGACGAAGACAAGAACUUGGAGAACUCUAGCGAAGUUGUGUCGCUUGGCGGGUUGAGCUUGCUGGUUCGAAGAUUCGAGAUCGGCGGUGUUAAGGAGAGGGAAGGGAUUGCGAUGCUGAUGUAUAGCUGCGUGAAAGCCGUUGGGAGUUGUAGGGAUUACUUAGCUGAGAAUUUGAGUAAAAUUUUUCUUCUUCAGCUGAUUGCUCUUGGGGUUAGGAAGCAACAGGGGAACAGAGGAUUUGCGUUUGGGUUGUUGACAGAGUUGCUCUGCCUCAGCAGAAGAAGUGAGAUCAUUAGGCUAUUGAUUCAAAUCAAUCAUGGGUUUGAUGAUGGGUUGAACGCAAUGCACAUCUUUCUCAGCUAUCUACAGCGAGCUUCUGCAGUGGAUCGACCAUUGGUUGCUGCAGUACUUUUGCAGCUUGAUCUUCUGGAGGGAGAUCCUAUGAAGCACAGUGUUUACAGAGAAGAAGCAAUUGAAGCACUGAUAGAAUGUCUGGAUUGCGAGAGAUGUGAUUCCGAGGCACAAGAACAAACGGCAAGAGCUCUGUUGAUGAUGGGAGGGAGCUUCUCUCACGACGGAGAGUCCACGACAACAUCGACGGAGGAAUGGCUGUUUCGAGGGAGAUUGGACGAUUCCAUUCAUGGUAGUGACUUGAACGAGGAAGAGGAAGCAACGAUCGAAUGGCAGAGGAAACUGGUAACAGUGCUGCUAAACAGUGGAGGGCAGACAUUCUUGAUGGCGCUCUCGGGCGCGAUAGCGAAUGGAGUUCCCAAACUAGCACGAACCAGCCUGUUCACUGUAUCUUGGAUGAACCAAAUGUUGCAUUCAUUCGGCGACCGAAAGUUGAUACCUCUAGCACACUCCAUACUACUGUCACAACACACGGACGAACAAUCUCCUUCGUCGCUGCAGAACCUCGUUCGCAAUCAAGAAUGUGUGUCGAUGCUUUGGACACUGGACAAGCAGUUGCUGGACCCUCUAAGGACGCUCGCUGUCGGCCAAGGCACAUGGGGAAGGGAAGGAGGUCUCAUUCUUGGCCACGGCGGCCACUAUAAACUUGGCCUUGUCGCCUGUCGGUUAACUCGGUCAGUCAGGCGCAGUCCCACUCACUGUGAAUUAUUGUUCGCCAUCGUCGUCGUCGCUUCCAGCUCGACGAAUCUUAUUCUUGUGAUGGAAGAGGAUGAUGAUAUCCAGUGCUUGGACAAAUAUGCCAAAGUUUUGGAUAAUGGGUAAAGGGAAAGCCUCUUCUUCCUCUACCGCCGAAGACAACGCUACUGUCAAAUCUUACUCCAGUUCUUCACAAAGCUAGAAACCGUGGCAAUAAGGUUUGAUUGGUGGGUAUGGGAUCAACCUGAUGAAGAAAUCCUUCCAUCCAUCGAGCUUGUUCUUGUUGGAUUUGGCAAUCGACCGAUUCGGUUGGAUCUGUGCACCGUGGACAACGACAACGUCUUUUGUAGCGCGAUGAAGUGGCGACGGGGCAAGGCGAUUGCGGAAUCCAGACACGUCCCCGAUCCGUUGUAGUGCUUCCUCGCCAGGUGGAACUCUAUCAUCCGCUGCAUUUUCGUCGUAGUAGCAAACCACGAAGUGGACGCAAUGGAAAUCCCCACCGCCGCCGCCGACGAGGAUCCAUUUUUCUAGACCACCAAACCCUUGGUCCUCUGCUUCGCCACUACCAAACUCUCCAUUUCGGUUUCCCAUCAAUUCUUACCCAAUUGAUCUCGCGGAACUGCGGAAGCAUAAAAAGACGAGAAGUGGGCGAGACGAUGCAUGAAAUGGUGAUCCCUGCGGGAUUUUCUGGUGGGCUGUUUAGUCGGCGUUUGGGUAGCUGGAAAAGGGAGAAGAAGAGGAAGAAGCGGCGGUGGUAGGAUAUAUGAGGGGUAAAAUAAUGAUUUUUUUUAUUUUUAGUAAUUGUAAUGAGCUGG